UCACUCUCCAAGAAAAUCUGCUCCGUCAUAUCGCCACAGCAAUCGGAGCGGAAGCCAGCCACUACUGGCUCGGUCAAGACGGGAAUGACUAUGACUGAGAAGAUAUUGGCUAGGGCUUCUGAGAAACCCCAAUUGAGCCCAGGUGACAAUGUUUGGGUUAACAUUGAUGUUUUGAUGACCCAUGACGUGUGUGGCCCUGGUUCAUUUGGAAUCUUCAAGAAAGAGUUUGGACAGAAUGCAAAGGUUUGGGACAGAGAAAAGAUUGUAAUCAUACCUGACCAUUAUAUAUUUACUACUGAUGAGCGUGCAAACCGUAAUGUGGAUAUCUUGAGGGAAUUUUGCACAGAGCAGAACAUCAAGUACUUCUAUGAUAUCAAGGAUCUUGGUAACUUUAAGGCUAACCCAGAUUACAAGGGUGUAUGCCAUGUUGCUCUUGCUCAAGAAGGUCAUUGCAGGCCUGGAGAGGGUGCUAAAAUGAAGGUCAGAAAUCAACAAGGAGUCCGGUGA
Rosa chinensis is the source of this 507-nucleotide messenger RNA. RefSeq names its product 3-isopropylmalate dehydratase large subunit, chloroplastic-like. NCBI's taxonomy places the organism in Eukaryota, Viridiplantae, Streptophyta, Magnoliopsida, Rosales, Rosaceae. The transcript is spliced from 5 exons. The record is from RefSeq and is a predicted model, not a curated record. The coding region runs from base 85 to 507 and encodes 140 amino acids.